Messenger RNA from Austrofundulus limnaeus, 344 nucleotides. RefSeq lists its product as uncharacterized. The record is from RefSeq and is a predicted model, not a curated record. Lineage: Eukaryota; Metazoa; Chordata; Actinopteri; Cyprinodontiformes; Rivulidae.
AUCAUCCGUCAUCUCCAGCUUCUUCCUGUUCAUCAGAUUCAACUAUUAUCCUCAAAAGUACAAAUAACAGGAAGAAGGGUCUAGAAGAGCUUGAUCGUGAUGAAGCAAAACAGAAGGUGUAUACUGUUCUGAGGUCAAACCCAAAGGGUGAAGAAAUCUUCAGUGAAUACAACAAAACUAAAACACUGUCAGAUGCAACUCGUCGACAAAUGGUUAACAUACUGGUUGCAGAUAUGAUAGAAUCACAUGGGAGGGUCCCACCCAUAAGUGUUCGGACUAACUGUGCACUGGGGAUUGCAACACUUUUUCCAUAUCUCCAAGAUCCAUACUCAAAAAAUGGUUAU